Molecule: messenger RNA, 549 nt
Organism: Penicillium odoratum
Lineage: Eukaryota; Fungi; Ascomycota; Eurotiomycetes; Eurotiales; Aspergillaceae
Exons: 1
Coding region: 1-549 (182 amino acids)
Source: RefSeq, a predicted model, not a curated record
AUGGUAGCCUCUAUCCUCCGCCGUUUCAUCCCCGCGCGAGUCGCAAACACAGGCUCCCAGCAGCGCGACCAUCAUGCUAACGAGCGCACCUUCCUUUCAUGGACGCGCGCUGGCCUCGGCUUCGCAGCCAUGGCACUGGCCUUAGACCGACUAGAUGCUAUUGACCGGGUGCUUUGCUCGAAGUUCGGCCUUGGGCCUCAUGCGCCGCCCAUUGCCGCGCAGCUGGAAGAGAUGGCUGUGAAUCAGAAGAAUCAGAGCCAGGUUUCCACUCAAAUUCCAAAUCAGGGUCCGGACGCUCGCUCUGCAAUUCCUGCUCAAGGGCAUAUGUCCGGUCAUUCUCUUGUUUCGUCAGCGAGACUUUGUCAGGUACUGGGGGUGUGGUGUUUGGGUUAUGGAUUCUUUCGGUACUGGUCUAUGAGGCGGUAUCUUCUCGUGGGAAAAUUUGUUCCUGCAUUUUGGGGGCCGGUAUUCAUGACCUGUGGAAGCUUUGGCGCAUUUAUGGCUUUGGGGUUGCAGGUGGAUCGGAGGGCAUUUCUCGUGAAUAUAUGA